Messenger RNA from Dictyostelium discoideum AX4, 1683 nucleotides. It is a transcript of the gene DB10, whose product is annotated as coronin binding protein. Bases 1 to 1683 code for a protein of 560 amino acids. The record is from RefSeq and is a predicted model, not a curated record. The transcript is spliced from 3 exons. Lineage: Eukaryota; Evosea; Eumycetozoa; Dictyosteliales; Dictyosteliaceae. Gene Ontology annotation, cellular component: nucleus.
AUGAGCAAUGGAGGUAUUUUAGCAGCAAUGCUUGGAAGUAGCAGUAAUAAUAGUGGAAGUGGUAGUGGAAGUAGUAGUAGCAGUAAUAGUGGCUAUAGAGCAUCAUCUUCAUCACCAUCAUCUUCAUCAAAAAUUAAAUUAGAUUCAUCAUCGUCUUCAUUAUCUAAUUCAGAUUCUGACCUCAAAUCCAAGUUUGAUUCGUUAAAAAGAAAAUAUUCGAUUUUGUCAUCCGACUUGAUUAAAACCACAACAACAUUGUAUAUUGUGAAAAAAAAAAAUAAAAAAUUACCUAAAGAAAAAAGAUUUUUAUUGGACAGAUUAUUAAAAUUUGAAGAUUUAUCAUCAGACUCUGAAGCAGAUAUAGAAGAUGACAAAGGUUUUCAAGAUAAACCAAUUACUACAAACAAUAGUGGGUCAAAUAACCCUCUUAAAAAUCUAAAGGAUUAUAGUAGUGGUAGUAGUGGUAGUAGCAGAAGUGGAGUAAAUCAACCACGUUCCAAUAUAAAUAAUUCAAACGAUAAAUAUAAAAGUAAAAGUAGUAGUAGUAAUAGUAAUAGUAGUAGUAGUGGCGGUUCUUUAAUAUCAUCAUUACUAACAGGUGGUAAUACAUAUCAAAAUCAAAAUCAAAACCAAAACCAAAAUCAAAAUCAAAAUAAUAAUCAAUCACAGCUACAACAACAACAACAACCACAACCACAAAUUCCAGAAGAAGGUAUGUGUAUAGGUUCAUCUAAAGAUAGAUUAUGUAAGAGUAAAGCUUUACCAAAAUCUAAAUAUUGUUGGCAUCAUAGUCCACUCGAUCCAAACAGUGGUAAUAUAUUUUGUCAAUAUAGUAAUGCAAAGAAUAAGAAAUGUGUUAUGCCAGUACAAAAAUCAAAGGGUACUGUUUAUUGUACUCACCAUCAUACAAAGUUUUAUGAAACUCAUAGAAAUGGUUUACUCAACAACAAUAAUAACAGCAACAAUAAUAGUAAUAGUAAUAGCAAUAAUAAUAAUAAUGGUAUUAAUAAUAGAAACAACAGCAAUAACAACAGCAAUAACAACAGCAAUAACAACAGCAAUAACAGCAACAAUCGUAAUAUAACGAAUGGCUCAAAUGCCAAUAAAAGCAAUUCACCUAAUAACAAUUUAAAUACCAAUAACGAUAACAAAAACAAUAACUCAAAUAAUAAUAAUAACUCAAAUAAUAACUCAAAUAAUGGUAAUAGCAACAACAAUAAUAAUAAUAAUAUUAUUAAUAAUAAUAAUAGCAAUAGCAAUAGUAAUAACAAUAGUAAUAAUAAUAGUAAUAACAAUAGUAAUAGAAACAGCCCAAAUCAUAAUAACAAUGGUGAUAACGAUAAUAAUACUAAUAAUAAUACUAAUAAUAAUAAUAAUAAUAAUAAUAAUAAUAAUAAUAAUAAUAAUAAUAAUAAUAAUAAUAAUAAUAAUAAUAAUAAUAAUAAUAAUUAUGCCGACAAUAGUAAUAACAACAGCAGCAACAGCAACAACAACAACAGCAACAGCAACAACAACAACGACAAUAAAAACGAAAAUAGCGAUAAUCAAAGUGUUUUAAGAUCAAAUGAAAAGUUUACUGACGAAAACCAAAAAAAUGGUUCAGAUGAUCAACAAAAUCAAUCACUACAAGAAGAAACACAACAAACAACUCAUGUUUCAGAGGAUCUUUACAGCUCUCCUUGA